This is a messenger RNA of Elaeis guineensis (African oil palm), 3596 nucleotides long. The record is from RefSeq and is a predicted model, not a curated record. Lineage: Eukaryota; Viridiplantae; Streptophyta; Magnoliopsida; Arecales; Arecaceae.
CAAAAAAAAAUUGAAGCCAAAACCAUCACCUUUUUUUUUUGUCUUAAUCCCCCACCCUCCCCGGGAACUCUUCUCUCUCUCGAUCUCUCGAUCCGCCAUGAAAACCUUGGCAAGAAAUCAAAAGCCCUAAUCCUAGAUCAUUCGGAGAGCCCAAGUUUCAAAACCCUACAAUCACGGCCGCGUUGCCCCUCCGCCCGGCCAUGGCAGCUCUUCGCCCUCCGCCGCUGGAGCUCGUCCUGCCGACGGCCGCCCAGAUCGAGCGCGCCUGGCACCUCCUCACCGUCCUUGUCCGCCUCGGCCGCCCCGCCCGCCCCGCCGAGCUAGCCUCUCGGUGUGCGCUCUCCCCUUCCCCUUCGCCCGAUCUCGUGGAAUUUCUCUGCUGGAUUCGUGGAUCCCCGCUGCUCCUCACGGAUGGUGGUUUUGUUACGCUCUCCGAGACGGCGAUCACCGCUUUCCAGGAGUUCGUUUCGAGCGCGGUCGGUCCUUUUGUGUCGAGGGUUGCGGUUAGGGUUACGGGGCAGAGGGGAGCGUGGAAAGAUUUUUCCUUGACUUAUGUGAGGAAGAGGAAGGCGCGGCCUUUGGGGGAUAAUACAACGGUCCGGGAGCUGAGGGCCAAGAGGAGGCUAUUGCUGCCUUCUGGAAGAGAUGGGGAAGAAUACGUGGAAGGUGAGGGAGACUGCCAUCAAUUGUUUAUGGCAAAUGGGAGCCUCAGCAUUCCAAAGGAGGUGCAUUUUAGUGUUGCUGAUAUUUUUACCAAAAAUGCUCUUUCAAUUGGCACAUGCGCUUAUGGACAUAGCUCAAGCAUUUUAGACCAGAGGUGUUCUUUGUCUCCAUCUAUUGUUACCUCUGGUAUCCUCUUAAAUUUUGAAUCUAGAAAUAUUGAGUAUGUAGGAGAAUGUGAAACUGAGAAGUUAUGCAGGAACACACAGGGCAUAGUCAGGAAUGAGGAGUUACCAGAUUUUCAGGAAUCCAAAAAUAAUUACCAUGAUAUGGAUAUUAAUGCUCAUGUUCCUGAAGCAACUACUCUUGAAAAAAUCAAUAUCAGUGAACUGGAAGUGGCAGUUCAACAGGAUAUAGUGACAGACAAGUCUACCUUACAUAAGGAGAUUUUAAGAGAAGCAAACCGCUCUCAAGUGACCGCACGAUUGCCUGUUAUAAAUGAAUUGAGUUUAACUAGGAACAUCAUUGUAACUGAGAAGGAACUGAGUGUUCUUCCCACAGAAACAGGAACUCUCUAUGGUCUUGCUGCAGGGUUGACAGAGAAAGCAGGAGCCACCAAGGCAAUCUCUUGCCUAGGAGAAGAUGCUUCACACAGUGCUUCUGCCUUAAGAAUAGACCAUCAGAAUUUCAUACCCAUUGAUCAAACAGCUUCCAAGUUGGAAUCAUCUGCAAUACAUCCACGGUCUGAUCCUAAAACUAUCCAUAAACAGAAGAAAAAAUCUUUUGUUAGACCAAGGAACAUGGGUGGAGUUGGUACAACUGUUGGAUUGCAAAGUCUGAAUGGAGUAUCAGAAAAUAGAAAGGAAGGCAACUCUUCUAAACAGGCGCAAGCUAAAAGGGAUGGUGAAGGUCUUAUCAUGAAACAAAAGACGAGGAGAAGCCAUAACCAGGUCAUGCCUACUAAAGAAAACAGGGUUGAUGCUUCUUCAAAAACUCUAAAGUGUCAUUCCGAGCCCAAAUUACUGCCAGAUUUUGAAUCUUUUACCAUAGAAGAAGAAGAAGGUUCAGGUGGUUAUGGCACUGUCUACAGGGCUCGAAGAAAUGCGGAUGGAAAACUAUUUGCUGUCAAGUGUCCUCAUGCAAAUUCUCAUUCACAUCAUGUCAACAAUGAAAUGAAGAUGCUGGAGCGAUUUGGAGGCAGGAACUUUGUGAUAAAAUAUGAAGGCUCUUUCAGAAAUGGUGACUCUGAGUGCUUUGUUCUAGAGCAUGUUGAGCAUGACAGACCAGAGGUUUUGAAAAAGGAAAUAGAUGUAUUUGAACUCCAGUGGUAUGGUUACUGCAUGUUCAGAGCCCUUGCAAGCCUGCAUAAGCAGGGUAUAGUGCACCGAGAUGUCAAACCUGGGAACUUCCUCUUUUCUCGCAAACUCAACAAGGGAUAUCUCAUUGACUUCAACCUAGCAUGUGAUCUGCACCAAAAGUUCUGCAGAAAGAGCAAAAAUGAGGUCAAUUUAAUUGCAAACUUGGAUCCAGCUUCUUUUCCCAAUGCAAAGUCCACCUCUUGUGACCAAGCUAAAAGAAUUUUAAACAAUGCAAUUUUGGACAACGUCACUAAGGAAGCAGCUAAUGACUCAAUGGAACAUCCCUUUUCCAAGAACAUUAAGAAGAGGCCAAAUAAAAGUUCAUUGAAUGCCUUACCGAAAAUUGAAAGCAAAAUGUUAUAUGGAAGCCAAGCUGCUGAUGUUUCUGGGAUAACAUCAACAAAGGAUCCAACUAGCACCAGGACUCCCUCUGCGGAUAGGUUGAAGCAGCCCAUUCCUUGUAAAGGGCGGAAGGAGCUGAUAAAUUUUCUGCAUGAGGCAAUGCAAAGUCCCAAUCAAAAGGCAGCAACAGUUCCAGCUUCUCAAAGGAAGAGGGUGGCUGCACCUUUGGGCAAAGUGGAUAGAACAGUAAUAAUGCUAACUCCUAUGCCUCUGCAUUCUGGUGGCAAGGCUGUUGCUGGUGCUGGCAUGUUUAAGAACAAAGGAAGUGGGAAGCAUAAGAGAGAAGGGCCCUGUGUUGGAACCAAAGGCUUCCGGGCUCCCGAGGUCUUGUUCAAGUCUUUUCACCAAGGUUGCAAAGUUGAUGUCUGGUCUGCUGGUGUUACAUUACUCUACUUGAUGAUUGGAAGAACACCAUUUGGUGGUGAUCCUGAACAAAAUAUAAAGGAAAUAGCGAAGUUGAGGGGCAGUGAAGAGCUAUGGGAAGUGGCUAAGCUACACAACUGCGAAUCCUCAUUUCCUUUGGAAUUGUUUGAUGUCCGUUCUCUACAAUCCAUGGAUCUGAGAGAAUGGUGUGCAGCUAACACUAGAAGGCUCGAGUUCCUUGAUGCAGUUCCUGAAUCACUCUUUGAUCUCGUAGACAAAUGCUUGACAGUGAACCCAAGGAGCAGGAUCACUGCAGAGGAAGCUCUGAUGCAUGACUUCUUUGUUCCAUGCCAUGAGAGCCUAAGAAAGCAGAGGAUGCUGAGAAGGGCAGCUGGCUCAGAGUCUGGAAGCUCAUCAUUAUGAGAUGUUUGAUUCAUCUUGCUAGAAUCAUGCCCUGCUAACAAGCAUGUUGUUACUCUACAAAGAAAGGCUCGGAAUAUUUUCUUAAACCAUCAACGUUUCCUGAUAUCCGGAAUCUUCUUACAAUUGUAAAGAUUCCACCAUGCCUCAGUUGUACAUCCUCAUCUCAGCAGAUUGCCCAGCUCGCUCACUAUUGUUGUUUGCUUGUAUUAAAUUCAUGUAUUAAUUAAUAGAAAUUCAGCCAUGCUAGAUCAAUGGUCCAUGAUGUCCUGCAAAAAUAAAAAGGUCAUCUUACUUUGGAUCAAACUUGUACGCUGUGGAGAGGCGAUGUAUUUUUAAACUGUUGCAAGUUGGUUGUUUGCAGGAAAUAUGCAUUCGCGAGAGUCAUGGCUA